Messenger RNA from Porites lobata, 855 nucleotides. Lineage: Eukaryota; Metazoa; Cnidaria; Anthozoa; Scleractinia; Poritidae. The record is from the annotation of a GenBank genome assembly.
AUCAGUAUCAUUACUUGUCCACUCACAGCUGUUAUGAAUGCACUGAUCAUAAUCGCUGUUAAGACUAAACACCGAUUGAAAACCAAGUCUAAUAUUUCACUCGCCUGCUUGUCGACCACUGAUUUGGCAAUGGGAGUGAUCGGUCAACCUCUUUUCAUCUCUUGGGUGCUCGUAGAGUUCCAAGGCUACGCCUCCAAAACUUACUGUUUACGAAAAGAAUUAGGGAUUCUUGCUAUAUCAAUGUCAGGUAAUGCAUCCCUAUUUCACAUUAUCUUGGUGAAUGCCGAGAAGUACAUUGCCAUUCGACAUCCUCUGCAGUACGAAACCAUGGUCACCGAAGCUCGUUUGAUAGGUUCAUCUGGUUUCUUGUGGAUAACAGUACUAUUCACACAGUUAAUCAUGCCCGCUGCUAACAUAGAUGAUCAAACACACGCCCAAGUUGAUGCUAUUUUAGCUUUCUUAAGCAUAGUCAUUAUUUCUUUCUGCCAAGUCAUGAUUUAUCUCGAAACACGUCGUCAAAAGAAAAAGAUCGCUGCCCAGCAAGUUUCGUUGGAGGCCAAAGAGAAAUUCUUAAAACAAAGGAAAGCUUUAAAAGUGACUGUAACUGUCCUUUGUUUUCUAAUAUUAUGUUUUUUACCGAUUGCAUUUUCACGAAUACUGAUGGCUAACUCUGUGGUCGAUUCAGUCAAUUUAUUAUACAUUUUUCAUUUUACAGGGGUCCUGGUGAUAACGUUGAAUUCGCUCGUUAACCCGAUUAUUUACUGUGUAAGAAUUAGACAGUUUAGAGUUGUGUUAAUUCAGCUACUAUUUAAAAAAACCUUUGAACAGGCUGGAAACAUUGAAGUGCGAUUUUUC